This is a messenger RNA of Asterias rubens (European starfish), 990 nucleotides long. RefSeq names its product RYamide receptor-like. NCBI's taxonomy places the organism in Eukaryota, Metazoa, Echinodermata, Asteroidea, Forcipulatida, Asteriidae. Gene Ontology annotation, cellular component: membrane. The transcript has a single exon. The record is from RefSeq and is a predicted model, not a curated record. Gene Ontology annotation, biological process: G protein-coupled receptor signaling pathway. Bases 1 to 990 code for a protein of 329 amino acids. Gene Ontology annotation, molecular function: G protein-coupled receptor activity.
AUGGAGUCCGGUUCUCUCGUCAUAGCGUUCAGCAUUACCAUCGGAUGCUCAGCCAUUCUCGGAAAUGGUUUGGUGAUUUUCGUCAUGACGGUCAGACGUGAACAGUUCAGUUCCUUCACUAACCGACUUAUCCGUCACCAAUCCAUCAUCGACUUCGUCUCUGGUUUGGUGUUUCUCCUCAUAACUGGGAUCAAACAAAGUUCUCUACUGACAACGUUGCAAGCAAACAUCUUCGGUGAAAUUAUUUGUCGAUUUCUUGAGUCUGAAUAUUUUGUUUGGGCAGUCAAUGUAACAUCCACGUACAAUCUGGUGGUGAUAUCGCUGGAGCGUUUUCUUGCCACGUGCUAUCCGGUCAAACACCGCAACUACUGCUCACUCUUCAAGAUCAAAGUUUCAAUGUGUGCUGCUUGGAUCAUCGGCUUUGUAUAUGCGCUCAUAUUUCUUUUCUUACACCAUGUGAUAAAGGGGACGUGCCGCUACAAUCGUACCAAUGGAAAGAUCUUCGAGGUUUUUGUGUUUUGUUGGACUUUUCUCAUUGAGUACAUCCUUCCAGCAUUCCUUAUAUCGUUUUCGUACGUUCGAAUUCUCCUCGUUCUUCGACACAAACUUGACAAUGCUAACGCCAAUCAGCAAGAUGGUGUCUUCAGUAAGGCUAAAAGAAACGUCAUCACUACGAUGCUGAUCGCUGGUUGCAUGUUUUUCAUUUGCUGGACUCCGAUGCAGAUGUUACGAUUGAUCUUAAGUACUGAUAUCGUCGAUGUGUUUUCCGUCAGAGGCAUUUCAGACGCUUUCACGGGGUUAGUCAUGUGCAACAUGAGCGUGAAUCCAGUCGUUUAUUGCUUCAAAUACCAGCAUUUCCGUACACAGCUCAAGCAACUUGUACGGAGCCGAUUUGGCCAAAACCGAGUACGUCCUGGAGAGGAGUCUAACGAUGCGCCCUCUUUGUCCGUAGACCCGAUGCAGAACACAGCAACAACACAAAUGCUUUAA